AUGAAUUCCACACGUAAUUCACUUUCACUUAAGUCUUCAAAUCUGAAAGGGUUUUUCGUUGAUGACGUAGCAGUUCUGCAAAUGGUUCAGAAGAAGAUGAACGGUAUUUUCUACAGUAAUCACUUGUUGCAGAUGAAGAAAGAACACAUCGAUGGAUUAGUCGAAGAUAAAUUUCAACCAGUCCGCGAUUCAUUCAGAUUGACAAAUGUGAUGAAGUACACUUGUUUCAGGCGAAAUUUCUCGGAUGGCUGGGAACGUGGUGGAGCUGCGUUUGCUGUUUAUCAUCAUGGCAAGUUGGUCGUCGAUUUAUGGGGCGGAUAUGCAGACGAAUCUUGUAAUCGUCGUUGGAAUGACGACACGAUUACGGUGUUGUUCAGCUGCACAAAGAGUGUGGCCGCCAUCUGCAUGGCGAUGUUAGUCGAUCGAGGUCUGUGUGACUACAGUGAUAAGGUGACACGGUAUUGGCCGGAAUUCGGACAACACGGUAAACAUGACAUCACCAUUGAAAUGAUACUUUCACAUAAGGCCGGGUUGCCGUAUUUUGAGCACGCGAUAACCUUAGCUGAUCUUACUGAUGGCCUUCGUAUGGCAACAAUUAUCGAGGAGGAAAAACCUAAAUAUGAACCAGGAGUAAAAACUGUCUAUCAUGUGUUAACAUUCGGAUGGCUAAUCGAUCAGGUUCGUGAAUACGUUCUUUCUUCGGAAAAUUUCUCAGUCUGCAAUAUAUGA
Messenger RNA from Angiostrongylus costaricensis, 729 nucleotides. Lineage: Eukaryota; Metazoa; Nematoda; Chromadorea; Rhabditida; Metastrongylidae. The record is from the annotation of a GenBank genome assembly.